CCAUUAGCUAGACUACAGCUAGAGUCCAGCUAAGUUUACAUUUCUCCAGUCUGGGGCAUAAGAAGAGCCUCUUGUGUUACAACACAUCAAUGGAAACUGAAACAACAUUUUGAUUUUUGAGGUAAAUGGUAUUUUUAUGCGGUUGGAUGCAUUUGGAACGAAGGAAAAAUAAGAUGUAGCAGGUAGCUCAGACCAUGGCAUUGGAGAGAAAAUUAAAGAAGUGCAUCUGCCAAUAUUUUGUCCCAUGACAACAUGUAUAUGUCUAGAAUGCAUGCAAACAACAAAUCAAUUAUGAACGCUGUUUGCCUUGCCAAAGCAACAACACGAUCACUCGAAAUGAGAUCCCUCCAUUCCCGUGUCACCUCUCCAACCCCCAAAAAACAACACAUUCCCGAGACUCCACCCUUCCUUCGCCUCCUGGAUGAAUUCCAUCAGCUCUGACCAUCUAGGAGUACACGGUUCAAUAUCAGCAGCUCCUGUUUUGAUCAGCUUCAACGCAAGUUUGAAAAUGUCCUGGACGCAGCCCUUUCUUCUCACCUGUCUCAUCGUAGUGCUCACCAUCACCUUAUUCGAAGGAGCAGACACUGCCGCUGUAUCAGAUAAAAAGAACGUAAAGGCAGCCGAUCCUCAAGGUUCACCGCCGAAGAUCUUCAUGUCGGAGGCAGACGCCUCCAACUUUUUCAAACGGCGAAGCAGGAGGGCUACGAAAACACAGGAUGAGAUAAAUGCCGAACAGAGGCAAAGACAGGCAGCAGAUUUGAAGAUGAGACAGUAUCAUGAAGAACAAAGAAAUGAGUUUGAGAAUUCCGCUGAAGAGGAACAUGACGAGCAAGAUGAGCGGACCAGAGAGAGCACAGAGCAGUGGAGAGAGUUUCAUCAUGAUGGUCUUGACCCUUCUUAUGAGUACAACCGACACACGGUCUAAAAAACUGAUAUUAACAACACAAGGAAAUGAGUAAAGAGCAGAUGGAGGAUUUUAAAAGUUACACUUUCUACAGUACUGUUCAAUCCAUGUAUGUAUGAUAUUUCUUAAAAAAUAUGUAUUUAUUCCAUGAUAAUCACAUAUAAGUUUACUCUAUUAGCUAUGGUACUAUAAUAUUUUAGUCUGUAU
Molecule: messenger RNA, 1111 nt
Organism: Paramisgurnus dabryanus
Lineage: Eukaryota; Metazoa; Chordata; Actinopteri; Cypriniformes; Cobitidae
Gene: ucmab
Product: upper zone of growth plate and cartilage matrix associated b
Biological process (GO): embryonic skeletal system development; regulation of osteoblast differentiation
Cellular component (GO): extracellular matrix
Source: RefSeq, a predicted model, not a curated record